AUGAAUGGGAAUCCAUCCAGCACACUUUUGUCUGGGAGCCCGUUCAGCGGUUCGCAAACCUUUGUUACUGACACGACGGCACCGGGGCUUGUGUCCUUUGGCAUUGACAUGGAGGCGGGCACAGUGGCACUGACGUUUGAUGAGAGCAUUGACAGCGUGAGUCUGCAGGCAACCGGCAUGACGCUGCAGACAGCCAUGUGGGCAAGCGGGGCCGCGUACUCGGCCAACCACACACUCACUGGCGGCAGUGUCACUGUGUUGUCGUCAACCACGCUGGAGCUUGCGCUGCUGACGGCUGACGUGCAGCGGCUCAAGGCCCUUGACCUGUGCCUGGGCGCCGCUGCCAACUGCACGCUGAGUGCCGCUGGCGGCUUUGUGCAGGACCUUGCGCUCUCGCCCAACGAGGCCCUGGCCAUCUCGCGCGCAGCCGCCCUCAACGCGUCUGCGAUUGUUGCUGAUGUGACCAGCCCGCGCAUCGCCGCAUUCACCCUCGACGUUGAUGUCGGCACGCUGCUUGUCACCUUCAACGAGCCCGUGCGUGGCGAGUCUUUCGACCCAACGGGCCUGACGGUGCAGGCCGCGCGCACGUCUGCGAUUGAGUCUGUGACGCUCACGGGCGGUGCUGUGUCGCUUGUGCGGGCAGAGGCUGGCGAUGUGGGCUCGCGCGUUGUGCGUGUUGACCUGCUGCAGGACGACACAGUGUCGCUCAAGCUGAACCUCAACCUGGCCACGGCACAGGCAGACACGUACCUGAGCGCUACAAACGCAACGGUGCAGGACAUGUCUGGGAACUGGAACGCGCCCGUGCCAACCAACGACGCGCGCCCCAGCUCCGUGUACCAGAGGGACGAGACGCCCGCGGCGCUUGUGUCCUACGAGCUGGACAUGCUUGCUGGCACGCUCUCUCUGACGUUCAGCGACGUCGUUGACGUGAGCACCCUGCGUGUGCAGAGCAUUGCGCUUGUCAAUGCCGGCACAAGCUAUGCCCUGCAGUCGAGCACAACAAACAGCACAGACGGGCUGUACGUUGUGAUUGACCUGUCUGUGGAGGACCUGCUGGGGGUGCUGCGUGUACCUGGCCUUGCCCGUACGCGCGACACGACGUUCCUGACCAUGGACGCCACUGCCCUCGACGACUUUGCUGGCCUGGAUGUUGCGGUUGUCACGUCUGACAGCCCACAGCAGGCAUUGGCGUUUGUCGCCGACACAGCUGCCCCGGCGCUUGUGUCCUUUGACUUCAACCUCACUGCUGGCGAUCUCGCUCUGACCUUCUCUGAGCCUGUCAACGCCAGCACGGUCGACUUCGCCCGCAUCCAGCUGCGCGCCGCUGCAAACGCAACCGACGCUGCCCUCACGCUGUCGCUGACUGGCGGUGCGCUGACGCAGAGCGCCGACGACCGCGUGCUGUACGUGCGCAUGACUGCAGCCGACUUCCUCGCCCUGCAGGCCAAGCGCGCACUGGCCACAAACGCCUCAACGACGUUUGUGUUUGUGGACGGGCUGCUGGACGACUACUUUGGCAACACGCUGGCGGCCGCGGAUGCGACUGCCCAGCAGGUGGCCGUGUUUGGCGAGGACACGCGCGCGCCGACGCUCGUGUCUGUCUCGCUUGAUCUUGAUGCGCGCACGAUGAGCAUGGUGUUCAGCGAGACGAUGGACAGUGCUUCAUUCGAGCCGUCCGUUGUGCGCUUUGCCUGCGGUAACGCUACGUCCUUUCGCUCGGGCACCCAUGCCACGCUGAGCAUUGCUGCGGCCGAGGCAAGCGCCAUCCAGGCCCAGGCCGGCGUGGUCAGCAACGUGCACUCGGUUGUCGUUCUCGUUUCUUCUGAUCUUGCUCAAGACACAGCUGGGAACCAAGUGCGCAGGAUGGCAGGAGUUGAGGUUCAAAUCGUACUUGAUCAGACCUCCCCGGCCAUCGCGUCGCUUUCAAUGGAUUUGAACAUCGGUGACAUGACAGUGCGCUUCGAUGAGCCCAUCAUGGAAGUGUCGCUGAACGCUUCUUGCAUCGCUGUUCAAUCACUUGUGAAUGCCAGCUUGCCUGCUGUGUUGCUCGCAAACUCGAGCGCAGAAACGCUCUACGGGCAGCAAGAGGCGUUAGUGACGCUUGGGCCGUAUGACUUGAACCAGCUGAAGGGCCUUGUUUGGAAAUCUGGAUCCGCCAACCUGUCAGCCCAGAUUUGUGUUGCUUUCGGAGUUGACCUUGCACAAAACCCGAGCGUUUCCAGGACUUUGAAUGUCACUGUCAGCUCCCUGGACGAGACCGCCCCAGAAGUUAUCUCCGCAAGCCUCAAUCUCACUUCCGGAAUAGUGCAGCUCGUCAUUGACGAGCCGGUCGUUGCCACAAGUCUGGACGUGACCAAACUUGAAGUGGGAGGUGGGAUCAGAGGGUCAGUCGUUCGUCUCAACGCGUCAACAUUACUCCAUGCACAAGACAGUGCACUGCGCACUGUUCUGCAGCUGCGCGUGCCGGAUCUCGUCUUGGACCAACUCAAGUUUUUGGUUGCUGGGUCCGAGGGUGACGUUGUCAUUGGCAUCGAAUCCGGCGCCAUGGUGGAUGCAAGUGACAAUGAGAUUCAAGCAAGCGUUGGGAACGACUCGGUUGCUUUCUCGCAGAUUGCGGUAGACACGGCGGCUCCUGCAAUCUCGGAGUUCCGGGUCAAUCUCAACGCAUCGACCAUCAGCAUCAGCAUGACUGAGCCAAUCGACGCCAGUGCAGGCAUCCUGACAGACAAGCUGCGGUUGCUGGUUGACAAUGUCCUUCUUUUGCGACCUCAGCGAAUGCCAGUGAGCGUCUCCAAUUAUGCGCGAAGCCUCACAUUCACGCUGUCGAGCGAUGACGCCAAUCUAGUCAAAGCAGCGCUCGCUCGCGCCGGGUUGGUAAGCACGAUCCAACUGACGGCUGAGCCAAGCUUCUGCGUCGACUUAUUCAGCAACGCGCUGCAGCGCAUCUCGACGCCUCUCAACGCAUCUGUGGUCGUGAGCGACGUUUCUGCACCCAACCUACUCCAGUUUGGCUAUGAUAACGGCCGUGGUCUGGUGCGGCUGCAGUUUUCUGAGCCGGUGGAUCUCUCGACUGUGAACAUCAGUGCAGCCGCUCUGACAAACGCCAAUGGGUCGUUCACUGUUGGCCUUGAGAACAGCACCAUACUUGGCUCCAACAAUAACACGUGGGUUACGUUGAAACUCGCAAACGCUGAACACUGGACCGUCCAGACGACAGCAGCAAUUGGCAGCGACGUGAACAGCACAUUCCUGCUCGUCCCGAAUGCAACCAUCGUGAAGGAUGUGUUUGGUAAUGCACUCGUUGCCGAGGAUUUGCGUGGCGGCGUUCGUGUACAAGCCACCUUCGUUGUGCCUGACACGGUGGCACCCUCGCUCGUUUCUGGGUCCUUGAACAUGGCAACUGGGGUGCUUCAGCUGAGGUUGUCAGAGCCAGUGAGCAUUGACUCGUUCAAUCUAACGCGGCUUGUGCUGCACAACAGCAAGAACCGCGAUGAUUCAACUGCAAAGCUGGUCCUCUCUGACAGUGUUGCAUUGCGCUCCGUCACUCAGCCGACUGAAGUCAAAGUGGCUUUGUCGCAGCGGGAGCUUGAUGCUGUCAAGGUUGACAGGACCCUCGCCGUGAACACAUCAACUGCAUGGUUCACCCUGGAAGCCGGUGCUGUUCAGGACUAUGCCAAGGUGCCAAAUGAACGCACGGAAGGAUUGCUAAUCGCUGAGCUUGUACCAGAUAGCGUGAAGCCGGUGUUGGUGGCCUCAUACUUGAACAUGACCAGCCUUGAACUUGCACUCAUCUUCUCUGAGCCUGUUGCUUCGCGUUCCAUCAACACCAGCCUCAUUUCGCUGGCGGGGGACCGAGGUGUGCCAGCGGCUCGCACAGUGACGCUUGCAGGAGCAAGUGUGGUGGGGCAGUUGCUCAGCCGGCGUGCUAUGAUCAACUUGCACGGACAUGUCGCGUUUGCGAUCCAGGCUGACCUUGGGGUUGCUACUUCGCGCAAUGAUUCGGUCCUGCGGUUGGCUGAGGGGUUUGUCAUCGACACGUCUGGAAAUGCGAUCGCUUUCCAGGAAGCUGUCGUCACUGACUUCACGCCGGAUGAGCGAGCUCCGCUGGCCACUGCUGCUGCACUUGAUCUUGACGCGCUCACGCUCAACAUCACAUUCGACGAGGUCGUCAGAACGUGCAACUUGACAUCCAUCUUUGUGUCUGAUGCAGAGAAUGCGAGCAGCGCUGGUCGCGUGCCGCUGGUGGGCAGCAAUGCCAGCUUCAGCUUGAAUAUCCUUCGAGUCGAACUUUCGCAGGCAGUGGCCAAUGCUCUCAAAUCACACGAGACGGUUUGCCGGUCGCCAACAUCGUGCUAUGUGGUACUUGGUCGCGGAAGUGUUGCUGACGCUUCCGAGAACCAAGUGGCAGACGUGCAGCCUGUGUUGGUGCUGCCAUACGUUCAGGACAGAACACCGCCAACAAUCACGGCGUUCGCGUUGGACGUUGAAGCGGGCGAGCUGCGCUUGCGGUUUGACGAGCCCGUCGACGUGUCCGCUGCAAACGCAUCACUGAGUAGCUUGAACAUGUCGCUGCAGAGUGUUCCCAGCGCGUCGUUUGCACCAUCGCCGCUCGUUGUGAACUUGCGCUCGCCCCUCUCUGUACAAGCUGUGGGUGGCCUGUUUGGUCAACGGUACGCCCUGGAGAUGAACGUGAGCAUUGCUCGCAGUGUGAUUGACGACGUGAAACGAGCCUAUCCUCUGGCCUCCUCGACGCAACAGACGUUCCUGGCUGUCGGCGGCGGUGCCUUUAGGGACGCUCGUGGAAACCCUUCAAACGCCAUCGAUGCGGAGAAGGCGCUCGUUGUCGAACGGUUGCAUCCAGACUUGGUGGCACCAGUUCUGCUUGCCACAUCAAUUGACUUUGCUGCUGAAAGCAUUGUGCUGACCUUCGAUGAGCCGGUAAACAGCAGUUCGCUGGCUCUCGCCGGAAUCUCAGCCAUUGGUGGCCUUGGCCGCGUUGCACUGCAGGUCACGGACGUGCAACCAGCGCAUGGAACUGUGGUGGUGGAGGCUACGUUAGCCGAUGAGAGCCUCGCCUGGCUGAAGCUGUCAGCGGUCGAACUACAGCAGGGCGGCGUCGCCGUGGAGCUGCGUACGGGUGCUAUUCGGGAUUGGAACGGUAACCAAGUUCGGCAGACUGCACAAGCGCUCAAACUGGACUCUGCAGACUCAACUGCAAGUCGGUUGCUCGCUUUCAAUGUGACGUGGACUGAUGAGAAUGUGGGGGUCACGCUCGUGUUUGAUGAACCAGUGAACACCACAACCCUUGGUCUGGAGAGCGUGCUGACGCUGAGCAACUGCUCCCGUGAUGGCAGCCAAAUUUCCACUGUUGUGCACGCAGCUGCGCUACACGGUGGUUUUGUCCCUGGUGGAAACGAGAGCAGCGCCGUGUUUGUGUCAGGUGCCAAUGCAACCUCCAUAAGGUACGAGCAAGAUGGCGUGGCCAUUGCCAUCGCUGACAGCAUGGCCGAAGAAAUGCAGUUUGCUCGUGUGUGCCUCGCACGAGACGCGUGUUGUUUGGGCCUGACAGCUGGGUUUGUCCAAAACCACUUCCGCGUUGCCUCGGCUCCGGUUUCGUUGAAUGAAACGGCUCGGCCCAGCGUACUUGAGCCCGACGUGUCCCGACCAACACUGGUUGGAUUUGUGGUUUUGGACUUGAACUCGCGGGAGCUUGUGUUGUCAUUUUCGGAGCCCAUGGAUGAGACCAGCCUGAACGCGACGCAGCUGAAGUUGGAGGGUGCUGCUUUCCCGGGUCACACGUCAGAUGUGCUGGUGUUGUCUGAACCAGAGCGAGUGGAUGUUGGAGCUUCAGGCACCCUGCUGACACUCACGCUCAGCCUUGAGGACGCCGCUGGCAUCAAGCUUCGCUCAUCGCUGUGUGUCUCCGCAGCAUCGUGCUGGCUGCGACUUAUGGAUGGGGCCAUCAUGGACGCAAGCGGAAACGCCGUCGUUGGGAUUGAGCCCAGCACCGCUUCGGAUCCAGAGCGGGACACCCCCCUGCUUGUCUUGGACAACACCGGUCCCAGUGUGCUCGAGUUCAGCCUGAACCUGGACGCAGGUACGUUCGGCGUGCGGUUUGACGAGCCGGUUGCCCGCGACAGCAUUGACUCUCGCCUGGGCAGCAUUUCCGCCAAUGGGAACUCAACUUCGUGGGAUGUACAGCUUCGAGGAAGUGUACUGAGCUCAAGUGCAGACCUGCGCAGCUUCACGUUGAGCCUUGAAGAGGGUGACGCAAACGGCAUCAAGGCGCUGGCGGCCGCGGGCCUGUGCACAACGCCAGCAUCUUGCUUCCUGAGAACCGACAAUGGAUUUGCUGCUGAUGUGUUUGGGAAUGACAACUCCGCUCAAAGCGCAGUGCCUGUUGGAACGCUCAUUGGAGAUGCGACCGGCCCCGAGUUGACUGAGGUUGCUCUGCUCGAUCUCACGCGCGGUAUUCUUGAGCUUGAGUUCAAUGAACCAGUCAAUGCGUCGAGCUUGGAUGUGUCAAGGAUCGUGCUGGUCAACGCGACAGCCGGUGGCAGUGCUCCCGCGAGCUUCGUGGGCAGUUUGCGCUUGUCUGAAGCCCCGCUGCGGGUGAGCUACCGCGAUGGUGCGACGAAGACCGGGCUCGUGGUUGCACUGUCCUCAGCACAGCUUGAGGCCAUCUCCACGCGACUGGACAUUGCCGUGUCUCAGGACACCUCGUAUGCAUUCAUGGAUGCGGGUGCUGUGCAGGACAUGGCAGGUAACCUCCUCGCAAACAGAACAUCUGCGCUUGCUUGUACCAGUUACGUCAGCGCAGGACGUGCAAGCAUUGUUGGUGUUGAGCUCGAUCUCGACGAGGGUGUGCUCAAGCUGACCCUGAGCGCCGCCGUUAGCGCGCAAAGCCUGAGAGCGGAGGAGCUCAGGCUUCAGAACGUCGGCGAUGCGGACGCCGCCACACAGGCAGGCACGCUGGUUUCGCACACCCUGCUGGCAGCCAGCUCCAACACGAACAGCCGUGACGGAUUCAGUGUCACGGUGAUCCUGGCUGAGGAGGACCUGAACGCGAUCAAGGGCCAGCGCGCCCUGGCAACCUCCCGGAACAACACGUUCUUGGUGGCGAGUGGCGAGGCGCUCACAGGAUUGGAUGGUGCUGCCAUCCUGGCGGUUGUUCGUGGAGCUGCACUUCAAGCCACACGCGUGGUAGCUGACGGAACACCGCCCGCGUUGGUCGGUUUUAACUUCAGCCGCGAGCUGGGCGUCAUUGACCUGUCAUUCUCCGAGGUUGUUGAUGUUGCCAUGCUAAACGCGAGUGCCCUCACCCUGACUGCGACCAACGCGACUGACACAGCCAGCUUUACAGUGCCCGCGGGUAGUCGGGUGUCAGUUCCAGCUGGUGCGAACGUGGGAUCCGGGGCACUGCAGGCCACCGUAAAGCUGUCAGAACAGGCCUUGUGGGCCUUGAAGACGACGCAAGGGGUUGGUGAGGCAAUCGCUUCCUCCAGAUUGGUGGCUGCGGCUGGCUUUGUCGCAGACAUGGCCGGCAACCGCAUGGUUGCGCUUGCACGACGCAGCGCACUAGUGGCCACGGCCUUUGAAGGUGAUGCCACUCCGCCCGAGCUGCUUUCGUUCAACCUGAACAUGACAGCCCUGUUGCUGACGCUGAACAUGUCCGAGCCGGUGCCGCGGGCGUCACUGCAGGAGCAGCACGUUGCGCUGCUUGCGAGUGCGACAGCUCCCAUCGGUGUUACGCUCGACGGCGGUGUUGUGGGCGUGGAGCUGUCCGCCUAUGACACAAUCGUCACAGUGAAACUGAGUGCCGAACUGGCGGACGCCAUCCACUCUGUGCCAGGCCUGUGCCUGAGCGCUGACAGCUGCUUCCUGUCUGCAGGGUCAGCGGCAGCGACAGACACUGCCGCGAAUGCGCUCGUCGCCACCACGGGGCUGAGAGUCUCGGUGUUUGCACGAGACUCGCGUGCGCCAGUGCUGCUUGGGUUUGAGCUGGACAUGACUGCGGAGGUGCUGGUUCUGACCUUUGACAAGGUGCUUAACACGACUGAGCUGGCCCGUCGGUACGUCACGCUGCCGUCCUCGGUGAUUCUGCAAAGCAAUGACACGGCGCUGACGCUCUCUGGGUCACGGGUUGUAGACGCCGGUGUCUCGCGGCGUGUCAACAUCACACUGAGCUCAAACGAUGCUUUCCAGGUGCAGUUGUCGGAUGGCAUCGGCCGAACAACGGCAGACACGUUCCUUGCAUUGAACGCUGGUACAGGCCUGACGGAUGUUAGCGGCAACGAGGUACUGGCCACAGGGGCGCUUCAGGCCAAGACCGUCCGGGCGGACACUCGCCGGCCGCGGCUUGUGUCGUACGAAGUCGACAUGACACUGGGAAGUCUGGUGCUGGUGUUCACUGAGCCCGUGCGUGUGUCGAGCGUUGACGCGACCGCGCUGACGCUGGUGGGCGCUGGUGGUGGGCGCAACGUGACCUUGCGUGGUGGCAACGUGCGUGGAGAUAACGGCCUACGCAUUGAGUUGCGCAUGACGCGUGGGGACCUUGACGCCGUCAAGGCCUCGGGUGGCCUGUUUGCCAACGCCAGCAACACCGGGUUGCUGAUGGCAGCACACUUGUGUGAUGACAUGGCUGGCAAUGCCUUGGAGCCCGUGCUCGCGCCCCUGCAGGCAAGUGCGUUUGUGCAGGAUGUCAACCAACCGCUGCUGGUUGAAUUUGACCUGAACAUGAACUCGCGGGUGUUGACCUUGGUGUUCAACGAGAGUGUGGAUGUGGGCACGCUGAACGUCAGCGCCAUUGUGCUUGAACCGAACUCGUCCUCGGCCGCCGCGGGCAGUGGACACCGCCUACAGGGUGGGCACGUGGCGGGGACGGACGUGCUGGCACGCCGGAUCGACGUUGCGUUGGAGAGCGCGGACGUGGAUGUGCUCACACAGAAGCGCAUUGCAGUUUCGCGUGAGCGAGCAUGGCUGUCACACGCAUCGGGGCUCGUGCAGGAUCGUGCCGGUCGACGCGCUGUUGCCCGUGGUAGCGAAGGCUCCGGCGUAAGCGCCCUGGGUGCGCUGCUGUGUGCCAACUUCACCACCGACACGACUGCUCCCGUGCUGGUUGAUUUCACGCUGUCCCUCACGAGCAACGAGCUGUGGCUGACGUUCUCUGAGACGGUCGUUGGAGCAAGUCUUGAUUUGUCCCGCGUAGUGCUGCAGAACGUUACAAACGCCACAGCCAACACGUUCCCCGUCGUGACCACCGUCACCACAGCAAACGGGCCAGUCCGAGUCGUCAGCGGCAAUGAAUUGCGGUUUGAGGCGGUGCGCCUGGGCAGCGGCUCACAAGUUGCGGAUGGGCAGCCGUGGGCGUUCCCGGUGCUGCGCGUCGAGCUGGCCUUUGAGGAUGUGGAGCGUCUGCGCGCGAGCCUGUCGCUCGCCGUGUCACGGGAGAGCACAUUCUUGCGUUACGACGCGGAAGCCUUCUCCGACGUGUUCGCGCAGAGGGCUGGUGCGCUGACGGCCGACGAGGCAGCUGCGUGCGGUGCAUUUGAGCGCGACGGCGUCGCCCCGCGCGUUGUUGCGGUCGGCGUCGACUUGAGUCAGCGCGGCCAUGCCAACGUGACGCUGGAGUUCUCGGAGACGGUGGACGUACAGUCGCUUCAAGUGACCGCAAUCUCGUUCCUCAAUAUCACGACUGGUGCUCUGGAUGCUGGUGCCGUGACGUUGCGGCGUGCAGGCACAGGCGUGCAGCAGGAAGGGGGCUUCAUCCUCGCCGGGUAUGGUCGGCACGUGUCGCUGUCGCUGUCGGCAGCUGAUUUGCAGGCGCUGCAACUGCGCCCGAGUCUCGUUGCAACGCAGAACAGAACGUUGGUGCAGGUCGCGGCCGGCGCGGUGACUGACACGGCCGGUAAUGCCAUAUCUGCGACGGAGGCGUUCGUGCCUGUGGUGUUCCUGUCAGACGAGAGCGGGCCCGUGCUGGAUGCGUUUGAACUCGACAUGGACGACGGGGUUCUGGUCCUGACGUUUGACGAGGUUGUCGCGGUAGACACAUUUGAUGUCAGUGCCGUCGUGCUGCUUUCGAACGCGUCGGUUGAUGUCGUCGACCGCGAUGGUCGCGCCACGUCCAACGAGACGUGGUUCCGGUUGACACCAGACAGCGAGGCACACGGUUGGUCUGGCAGUUCGUUGUCGGCUGAUUUGCUUUCCACGCAGAUUGCCGUGGUGUUGGGCGCUGAUGAUCUGAACGAGCUCAAGGCCCGACGCAGUGUGGCCUCGAAUGCUGCGACAAGUGUGCUUGUCUUGGCUGCUGGUGCGGUUGCGGACGGUUUUGGCAACACCAAUGAAGCCAUCCAUGCCACGCGCAACCUGCAGCCAGCUCGGUUUGUGGCUGAUGUCACCGGCCCCGUGUUGCGGCGGUUUGCGCUGGACAUGAACGAGGCGCUCCUUGAGAUGACAUUUGACGAACCCGUGCUUGCCUCAUCGCUGAAUGCAAGCCUGCUGGUUAUUCAGGGGGUGGCGAACAGCGCGCUGGCUGGUGCGACGCAGUUGCGACUGGGGACCAACGGAACCAAGGUAUCCUACGGCGCAACCGCCCUGGUGCUGAGGAUGGCGCUUGCAGACGCCGACGUGUACCUGCUGAAGGCGCGUGGCGGCUUGGCGACUGCACGAGCAUCGACAUACUUGCGUGCGGAUGCUGGGUUUGUGCGUGACACGGCCAGCAACGCUGCUGUGGGGACGCCCCAUUCCACGGCCCUUGGUGUGAGCAGCGACUUUGUUGCAGACAGUGUGCCACCAGCCCUGCUCCGCUUCACGUUUGACCUUGACAGUGCUGUGGUGCAGCUGACGUUCUCGGAGCCUGUUGCAUCGGGAACGCUGGAUGCCACGAAGAUGUUUGUUGCAGGCGCACCGCUGAGCACGGGCGGUGACACCGGAUACCGUGCAGCUAGCGAGACUGCCGGAGCAGAGUACGUGGAGAUGCACGUGUUGCGGGUGGACCUGACUGGGGCGUUUAUUGGGACGCUGAAACUGGACGCUGCAGUUGCAACCGCGCAGGAGAACACGUGGCUGGUUGGUGAGCGUGGCUUUGUGCGAGACAUGCAAGGCAACCAGGCUGAUCCCGAGGCUGGCGUAAUGGCUGCCGGCUACCAUGGGGACGAUACCAGGCCAAGCGUUGCAGGCUACGUCAUCGACAUGACGUCUGGCAUGCUGACCUUGACAUUUGACGAUGUUGUGAAUGCCCGUUCAUUUGAUCGCAGCGGACUGAGUUUUGUGCCGUUUUCUGAUGAGGGCCAGAGCGGUGGUGGUGGUACGGAUCAGACCUCGGUCGUCGCCUUGGAGCCAUAAGCUUCAAGUUGAUGACUGAGCCCAUCCUUGUGUGGGGGGGGAUAGUGUGGGUGGGUGUGUUGGAGAUGGUGGCGAGGGAGAGAGAGGGGGAGAUGUGUGUGUGUGUGUGUGUGUGUGUGUGUGUG
This is a messenger RNA of Salpingoeca rosetta, 11471 nucleotides long. RefSeq lists its product as uncharacterized. Lineage: Eukaryota; Choanoflagellata; Craspedida; Salpingoecidae. The record is from RefSeq and is a predicted model, not a curated record. Bases 1 to 11346 code for a protein of 3781 amino acids. Gene Ontology annotation, molecular function: hormone activity. The transcript is spliced from 2 exons.